AUGCCACCUGGUUUCACAGCCACUGUCGGGCAGCUUGAAACCUUUGUGCUACCGAAAGAGGUUUCAGGAUCCCUCUCUGAUAGAGCUAUGGCCAAGGCCAUGGUGAAUGCUUGGAGGCGAGAUGGCAUUCUCCAGGUUGCCAUGUCACCACUGCAGCAACAAAUUUAUGCCCAAGCCAAGGCGGCGAGUAAAAAUUUCUUCAAAAAGACGCCGAAAGAGAAACAUGCCUGCGUGAACGAUUCCAGUUACGCGGGCUACAUUGCUUCUGGUGAAGAAAUCACUGGUGGCAUUGCCGACUAUUCGGAGAUUUUCACAGUCACCAAGGACCUGAAUCACAACGACCAAAGGGUCAUGGAGAACUGGCCGUGUCACGGCCCAUGUCCUUGGUCUGAAGACAGCAUGAAGACAGCCAUGGGCGAUUACAUGGCUGAUCUAGGGUCCAGUGGUGACAAGCUGCUUCAAUUGAUCGAAUUAGGUCUCGAUGUACCGCCAGGUUCCCUGAUCAAAUACACCCAAGAUGGGUGGCACCACAUGCGCGUCUUGAGAUUUCCCCCAAGGCAUCGGACCAACGGGAAAGGCAAGGCUGGUCGAGGUAUUGGAUCCCAUACAGAUUAUGGACUGCUGGUCAUUGCUGCGCAGGAUGAAGUUGGAGGUCUUUUUGUGCGACCACCUCAAAAGGGUGAAGAGUUUGCCAACUGGAAAAAGAGUGUAGCUGGGAUGAAAGAAGAUGAGUCCGGCUGGGUGUAUGUGCCACCAACACCAGGCGUAUUCACGGUAUUUCCUGGUGAUAUGAUGCAGUACAUGACCAAUAGUUUUCUCCAGUCUACACCACAUAAGGUUGGUCUCAACGUUCGUGAGCGCUUUGCGUUUGCCUAUUUUCAUGAGCCGAACUUCCGAGCCAUUGUAAAGCCCUUGCCAGGCUACAAUGAUGGACAACAGCCAGGCAACGGCAUUCACUAUGGAACGCACUUCACGAAUAUGGCGUUGCGGAAUUAUCCAGAUCGCACAGCCACCAAGAAGCUGCUGAAUGACGGGCGUUAUGACAUGCUGAGCAAGGAUGAGCUACGAGACGACAUGACGUUGUAG
Molecule: messenger RNA, 1086 nt
Organism: Pochonia chlamydosporia 170
Lineage: Eukaryota; Fungi; Ascomycota; Sordariomycetes; Hypocreales; Clavicipitaceae
Product: 2-oxoglutarate-dependent ethylene/succinate-forming enzyme
Exons: 4
Coding region: 1-1086 (361 amino acids)
Molecular function (GO): dioxygenase activity
Source: RefSeq, a predicted model, not a curated record